AAGCGCCAUACAAAACUUUGUUAUUGUUUUUAAAGUGCGUUUCUGACGAGGAUUAUGACCACAGUUAACAGAUCCAACUCCCAGCCCGAGAAUCCCACCUACGUGGUCUUGGGUUCCGGCGGCCAUACGGCCGAGAUGUGCCGGCUGACCCAGGCGCUACUGCAACAGGAGGACGCCAAGCAGGCGAGGAAAUACCAACCCAUAAGCUUCAUCCUGGCCAGCAGCGAUACAACAUCCGAGCGCCAGCUAAGGGAGGCCCUGCCAGCGCCGAUGAUAGCCCGAUCGGAAUUCGUGAGGGUGCCGCGAAGCCGCAGCGUCGGACAGUCCUGGUUCAGCAGCAUUUUCACCACGCUUUGGGCGCUACUCUGGAGCUGCUAUUUGGUGUGGCGAGAUCAGCCACGUUUGGUACUGUGCAAUGGUCCCGGCACCUGUGUGCCCUUCUGCUAUGCUGCCUACCUGUGCCGCCUGCUCGGACGCCUGCCCGGGCGAUCCCGUAUUGUGUUCGUCGAGAGCUUCUGCCGUGUGGAAAGCCUGUCGUUGAGUGGACGCCUGCUGCUGCCGCUGGCGGACCUCUUUGUGGUCCACUGGCCGGCGUUGGCCACCCGAUAUUCGCACAAACGAAACCUUUGCUACUUUGGUCGCAUUUUGUAAUAUUAUUUAUUUAUUGAAGAAGGAAGAACUAAACAAUAAUGAUAAACUAAAAAACAAUUCUUCAUAG
Messenger RNA from Drosophila serrata, 718 nucleotides. It is a transcript of the gene Alg14, whose product is annotated as ALG14, UDP-N-acetylglucosaminyltransferase subunit. The record is from RefSeq and is a predicted model, not a curated record. Gene Ontology annotation, biological process: dolichol-linked oligosaccharide biosynthetic process. NCBI's taxonomy places the organism in Eukaryota, Metazoa, Arthropoda, Insecta, Diptera, Drosophilidae. Gene Ontology annotation, molecular function: N-acetylglucosaminyldiphosphodolichol N-acetylglucosaminyltransferase activity. Gene Ontology annotation, cellular component: UDP-N-acetylglucosamine transferase complex.